UUUUAUUUAAUUAAUUUCUUCGUUCGACUUAGGAAUCAUUUCAAGGGCCUGAUUUGAAUCUACUUAUAAUAUGCUAACUACUGGACGAACAAGGCAGUUUUUAAUUAGACUUAAUUAUUAUCUACUAAUUCUGUUUUACCGGUUUUUCUGUUAUUUUCAUUUGGCAACAUUAUAAUUUGAAGUUUAUAUUUUUAUUGAGUCUGUAAGCGUCCGUCGGCCAUAUUGUUUUGUUUUGGAUAUGAGAUGGAACCGUGGCAAAUUAAAAUAAAUUUGUAAAUAUAGUAAUUAUUCGUUUCACUAUUUCGGAUUAUUAGUAAGGCAUUUACGAAGAACUAAAUAAAAUGGAUCAAAUGCAAGUGCCGGCGAGCUUGCCUCACAUAGUACAAGUGUACCCACCAUCUGUCUCCAUACACCCAUCGCUGCAGUCGCAAGGGAAGGUCUCCUACCAGCAGAGCAUAACAUCAGAAUCUCUCCACAUACCAGUCUCAUCUCAUAUACACGAUAUUCAGAACCAGCACCUGAUAUCGCAGAACCAAACAGUUAUGUCAUGUCAGCAGAUACAUCUGCAGAAUGUUCAGCCAUUGCAGACGCAAAUGCAGUCGCAGGUGUUGCAAGGUGACAUGAGCCAACAACUGCAGAUCACGUCGCAUGUGAUUCUGCCGCAAGUGCCAAUGUUCAAGCAGCACUUGCUGACCAACACUUUACAGCACCAGUUCUACGGCGAGUAUGAGGCGUUUUUGAAAGAUAAUCAAUGUGUUGUAGCAAAGGUUGAAGCGAACAUGCCGAUUGUUAAUGAGAAAGAGAUUGAGAUCAAACCAGAUUCUCAAACCAAAGUGGAGUCUGUAGACGUAGCAAUGAAGAAGCGAGCACGCAAUCAAAUACCCAACCCAAACAAAUGGGCCUGCAAUGUACGGAAACAGAAACACCAGAGAGGUGAAGCCUACAUAAGUAGGCGAGGUAAGUUAGUCCCCGAACGACAUAUUAGGAAUACUAAGGAUUGUCUAAAAUCCUGCAGAUAUAAAUGCAGUGAGAGAAUUAACGACGUAGAUCGACAACAUAUAUUCAAAGCCUUCUAUUCCCUCAACGCGAAUGAAAAAAAGCAUUUCUUACUAAACACUACCGAAAGGAACUCUAUUAAAAACAAACUUAUCAACAGCGAUAAUAAAAGAAAGUAUUCUUUCAAAUAUUUCUUCUUAGUUAGAGCGGUUCGGUAUACUGUGUGCAAGAAUUUCUAUUUAGGUACGUUGUCUAUAUCUCAGAAACCAGUUUAUAAUGUGCAUAUAGGUAAAUCUGAUAUGAAUUUACCUAAACCUGACGGUAGGGGUUUGUCUGAAGCGAGCGCUCAUUCCUUGUCCGCUGACGUCAAAGAUAGAGUCAGGAAACACAUAAUGUCGUUCAAUACAACAGAUUCGAAGCCUAUUAAACAGUUUUCUAGAAAAAAACAGUAUUUAGAGUCAAAUUUGAGCAUUAAGCAAAUGUAUGACAUGUAUGUAACAGAAUGUAGUAAAGACGAUGUAACAAUUGUCAAAGAAUCUAUGUAUCGAAAGAUAUUUAAACAGGAAUUCAAUCUGCAUUUCAAGAAGAAUAAAAAUGGCCAGUUUUGUUGUAGAUGUAAAGGAUCUAUUAAGAAAAAGUGAUAAUUCGUUUUGUAAUAACAUUUGCUAAACUUUUAUAUUUGUAUCCCUCAAAAUAUUGCUCGAGUAUGAAGAGAUUUAUGACAAAUUGUUAUACAUACUCAUUAAUUUAUAAAGGUUUUUUUUGGAAACUGACUGAAAUAUGACAAAAUUAAUUUAAAAGAUAUUAGAAAAAAAUAUUGCUGGAAACAAUAUUUUUGAUUGGGAAAUAUUUUGUUUUGAUAUUUGUUAUAAUAACAAUAUGAAAGAUCAAUGGAAUAAUACCUAUAUUUACAUAUUUAAUUUCAUGGAAUGAAUUAAAAUAAAUAGAUAAGUUAAUAGUUUAAAAACACUUCAUGUAAUUAAUGUAAGAAUAGGAAAAACUAGUCAAGACAAUAUGUAAUAGGUAACUUUCUUAAGUGAAAACGAUGAUAUAGGUAAAGCAACAUAAAUGAAAACUAAUUAAAUAUUAAGUAUUAUGUAUGUUUAUUAAAUACUCGCAGUUUUUAAAGAUAUAUAGAAAUAAACGUACAUACGUACGUUUUUCUAUUUUCGUGAGACGGUUUCGCUUUGAAAAUCGGGUGUAAUAUAUCGUAAGACGUAAAGGACGUUAGCAAUGCAAAAACAUUAAAAUAUUAUCAAGUGUCUGUUAAUAGUUGCUUAACAUCGGUUUAUUGAUAAACGGGUUUCGAUAUCGUACGUGUCCUACUAUCACUCUAAGGGAAACGCAUUAUAUCGCCUCUGACUCGGACCGCCUCGCCUCGCCUGGGGUGUAGUAGGAAUUGUUUUUUGUAGAAAAUAUUUUUGUGGCAAUCUGAAAUAUUUAUAACUUUAAAUUUUGAAUAUUGAGUUUAAAGUUACAACAGUAAUAACAUAAUAAAUGAAUUAAGUCAGUCAAUAUGACAACGCGUUUCUACUGUGUUUACGUUCCUUUACGUUACACACACACACAAAACCAUCUUCCGGAAAUAGAAGAACUAUAAAACCUUUUUUUGUACAUAAACACAGAAUAAAGAAUGAUACAGAAUGCAAGGUAAGGCCGGUGAAACCCAUAAAUAAAACAAACGUCAUGUGUCUCUUUGACAUCCGGUUAUACUAGUAACACUAACAACAAUUACGUAAAUUAAUAUCAUAGUAGACUAAUAAUCAAAAAUUACCUAUAAAAAUACUCCAUUUUUUUUUAAUGCUAAUUAACAUAAGACGCCGUUUUUCUUGAAUAAUAUUGAAAAUUACUGACGCGACGCUUCGUAUGAAUGUAUUCGUUUUUGAAUUUGUACUUAAAAUGGCAGCAUCUCUGCCUUGUUCCAUACGCUCUAUCUGCGAAUUAUUCUUUAAUCUGUGCACUUAAAGAAAGCAAAAGUGAUAAUCACAUCAACCCUGUGCUAAUAUGACAUGUACACAUAGUACUAGUGAAUAUAAAAUCUAGUUUGGUAUGAUCUGUUUUUUAGUAUUUUUAUACCUACCUACAUUUAAGGCUAUUGUAAUAAAAUAUUUUUAUUAAUAAAUUUGUUUUAUAUCUAA
Molecule: messenger RNA, 3134 nt
Organism: Bicyclus anynana (squinting bush brown)
Lineage: Eukaryota; Metazoa; Arthropoda; Insecta; Lepidoptera; Nymphalidae
Exons: 4
Coding region: 342-1637 (431 amino acids)
Source: RefSeq, a predicted model, not a curated record